Acyrthosiphon pisum (pea aphid) is the source of this 636-nucleotide messenger RNA. RefSeq lists its product as uncharacterized. The coding region runs from base 1 to 636 and encodes 211 amino acids. The record is from RefSeq and is a predicted model, not a curated record. Lineage: Eukaryota; Metazoa; Arthropoda; Insecta; Hemiptera; Aphididae. The transcript has 3 exons.
AUGGCCAUGUUUGGUACUUAUGUGAAAAUUGGCUUGUCAUCAUCUUUACUAUCAGCCGAAGCAGUGGAAAAAUCAACCACUGAACAAGAAUUGGAAGAAAUAUUGCAAAGUGUCGUGUCAGACUAUGAACACAGAGACAAUCAUAAAGUUUCCGAUAAAGAGGACAGUACUGUAUCUAGUUGCUGUGAAUCGUGUGGCUGUACUCUUGGUAAUGGACAGACAUCUACUUGUGGUUUAUGUGAUAAAAAAAACACCAUAGAAAACGAGAAAAGCAAUUCAAAAUUACCGCUUGAGCAACAAGGAAAAAAAAAUACAUCAUGCAAUGUUGGUGACACAGUUCGAGUCAAGCUACCAGAAGUAGACAUAGGUAAAGGUGAUCCACAGAAUGUACUCUUCGCCGUUGUGUCUAUUAGUGAUAAUCAAUAUUACGAACUCGGUAAUAAAAAUGGCACUCUUCAUCAACUUUAUUCCAGAAAUCAAUUUACUGUAUGUUCUGAACCAUUAAUAGAUAUUUUAGAAGUGCUAGCAACAAAAAAAUCUUUUCGUAAAAUAGCUAAUGUACAAUCUUUUUCCGGUAGUCAAGGUUUUAAGAAGUGUUUACGUAAAACUAAAUGCUUAGCAAAUAAAUGUAAAUGA